Cotesia glomerata is the source of this 3541-nucleotide messenger RNA. RefSeq lists its product as uncharacterized. Gene Ontology annotation, molecular function: growth factor activity. Bases 632 to 1594 code for a protein of 320 amino acids. The record is from RefSeq and is a predicted model, not a curated record. Lineage: Eukaryota; Metazoa; Arthropoda; Insecta; Hymenoptera; Braconidae. The transcript has 5 exons.
UCUCUAAGCAGGCACAAUCGACGCCCGGCAGGUAAACGAGAACACUAGUGGGGCUGACUCACGCGUAUAUGUUUCUGCUAGAUUUGUUCUGCCGCUGACUUUUUUUAUUUUACGAGUGAAAAGUUUGGAAAAAAUUUCCCAAAUGGAUUAGGGGGGUGCAAAAAAAAAUUGAAAAAAAAAAAAAUUUUUUUUUUUUUUGGUGUUAAUUGUGUGUGAAAUUAUUUUUUUUUUUUUUUUUGAAAAUUUUUUUUUUUUUCAUGUGAGUUAUGGUGGAUUAAAGGUGUGACAAAUGUAUAUGUAUAUUUAUAUAUUGGUAUAUUUAUAUAUGUGGAGAUAGUAAUUUAUAUAUUUAUAUAUAUAUAUAUAUGUAUGUAGAUAUGUAUGUGGUUGAUAUGAUAAGUGGAAAAUGAUCAGUCGGGGGCGGAUAUGGGUGACGAUAAUGAAAACAGAAGAGAAUUGAAGAUUUAAGUUGAAAAAAAAAAAAAAAAAAAAAAAUUUUAGGAUAAUUGAUAACAAUAAGGAUAAUUUAUCGGUGUGGAUGCCGCGGGUCGAUUCGUGGAUGAGCAUUUUGAAAAGCUGAAGAAGGCCAGCCCGACGCAAUGCGUCGACGCUGCUGACGCAACGCGCCUGGAUGCGUCUCACUUUAAACACGUUACCACAGCUUGCCGUCUUAGCGAAGAUUUUGUGCCUACUGAUGGUGGUGAUGUGCGGGGCGGUGCCGGCAAUGGUGCGCUCCGUGAGUCUCUACUCGACUUGCAGCAGCGGGAACAUUACAGUGAUUGGCCGAAAUGUCAAAGCAUCUGCGCGCGACCAAGAUAAUGCCCCCUAUCAAAAACUUACGACGCAAUCAGACGACUUUAGUAGGAAGUUGUAUAUCUUCGCUGAAAAAUCUCAACGGUUUAUUUGCUUCAAUAAACGCUGGAAACCCAUUGCUUUGCCUAAGAAACAACGUGACGCAAUGUGUCAAUUCUACGAGACCUACAAUGGGCCUUACCUGCGGUACCGCAGCGCUGUGGACCCUACGAAGUACCUGGGGUUCAACAAGUACGGUCGACCAAUAAAGGGGCAGCGUGCGCGGCCAGAGUGCUACAAUUUCAUGAAGUACAACCCGAGCUUCAGUAUAAACGACCACAACGAUUGGAUGACUGGAAAUACACGCGUGCGCGAACUUCACAAGCCCCCCCACCCUCACCCCCACCCUGAGCACGCGCACAAAGAGCCACUGCGGGUAAAAAAGACCAAAAAAUCCCCGCGUAGACAAAAUUUAAAUUCUAAUUUCGAGUCGAAACAAGACUUGGAUGCGGAUCCGCCGCAGCGUGACAUGUCACGCCCUCUGGAUUUAUUUGAAAAAAAUCCAGAUGAAUUUUUGCGGCCUCCGCAAUUUCUUGAGCCGGAGUUUUCUUUGGAAAAAAAGAAACUUCUUUUGGAAAGGGAUGUUAUUAUGUACCAGAGGAACUCCGAGUUAGAGAUGGCGCGACAGUCGAGGAAAAACCACCUCCAAGAGCCCCACCGUCAUCGACAUACGAGUCGCGGGAAGGGAAAGUCUGGAGAUACGCGGACUAGGCGCCACCGUCUGCCCGCGAGCAAGUAUUAGAUUCUGUUAGUUUACCUUUUUUAUUAUUAAUUAUAAUUAUUAUUAGUUGUAAUUAUUGUUAGUAAAUAUCAAGACUGCCUCUUUUUCUUAUGUCCGAAGUGCCGGUUUCACACGCUAAAUUUCAUUUUUUAUAUGUCAUUUACGCCGUAGGCUUUCUUUAGGGUGUUGUCAUGAGUGGUGAGAAGAACUGAGCGUGUAUUUUUAUUUAAUAAGAGUUUUUUCCCGCCUUUUUUUCGGUUAAAACAACUUUAGAGGCUUCAGACGACAAAAUAGCGUCGAUUUAAACCUAAAAUGGCCGCCAGGGAGUCUAAAUACAGUUAAACUUAUUCCUUAGUGUCUUUAAUCAAAAUGGCGGCUUUAAAGUGACACGAAAUGGCGCCCAAGAAGUAAUUGUAGACAAAAUGGUGUCUAUUUAAACCUAAAAUGGCCGCUAAGGAGUCAAAAUACGGUUAAAUUUAAUUUUUAGAGUCUUUAAUAAAAAUGGCGGCUUAAAAGUAACACGAAAUGGCGGCCAUGAAAUUUUUGUAGACAAAAUGGCGUCGAUUCAAACCUAAAAUAGCUGCUAAGAUGUCAAAAUUCGGUUAAAUUAAAGAUUUUGUAUUUAUACACGAAAUGGCGGCCAUGGUAACACAAAAUGGCGGCUUGGAGUCAUAAAAAUUUUCUUUUUUAACAAAAUGGCGUUGAUUUAGACACAAAAUGGCGGCCAAAACCGUAAAAAUCUAUUGAAUUUUAGCAAACUCGUUCUUUCACAACAAAAUGGCGGCUUUUACUUGACACAAAAUGGCGGCCAUUAUUAUAAUCUCUCUAAAACAUCACAAAUAUUAUUUUCACCAAAAUUUCCGCGAUAAAGUAAUUUUAAAUUGCCCGAAAUGAUAAAAAAUAUUUAUUGUCAACAAAAUGGCGCUCUUUGACCUAAAGGCGGGAAAUUUGAAUUUUAAAUAAAAAAAAACUCUUAUUAAACCCCAAAGUAUUUUGUUAUUUUGUUGUAUUUAAGGAUGUGCUGUCAUUUAAAAUGAUGUGAGUGACUUUUCGUACGAUUGUGUGUAAAAUAUUAAUUAGUUAAUUCAUAAUUAAUAUUUUUAAUUAAUUUCUUAUAUCUAAAUAAUUAUUAAUUACCAUUAUAUAUUUUUAGUAAUUAAAUUUAUUACUAUUAUUAUUAUUAUUGUUAUUAUUAAUUAUUAUUAUUGUAAUGAAGUUGAAGUAAUAAAAUAAUUGCUAAUGCAGACUGUAUUACUAGAUUUUAGUGUUAGGUGGCGACUCAACGAAAAAUCGACUUUUUUUUUAUCUGGUCAAAAAAAAAUUUUUUUUAGAUAAAAAAUUUUGAAUUUCCGAUUUUUCUGAAAAAAUAAAAAAACAAAAAAAAUACGACUGGGCUUCGCGAUGUAACAUGUAUGCUGUAGUGAGAAGUAAUUAAAAAAAAAUAGUAAAUACUAACUGAUUAAUAAUAAAUAAAUAUAAUUAUAAAAAAAAAUAAAUUGGACGCUUAUAAUUUAAUAACGGACAAUUAAUGUACUUGUAAUGCCAUAUUACGCGGAAAAAAAAUAUAUAUUAAAAUAAACUGAUUUUUUGUAUGUAACCCGGUUAUUUCUUUUCCAAAAAAGAUCUGGGUCUUUGUAUUAAAUAAAUAAAUAUAUUAAUUAAUUAAUAAAUAUAUAUAUAUUGAAAAUAUUUAACUAUAAUCUCAAGAGGCCUGAAAAUUUGUUCACGAUUUAUAGUUUGACAAUUAUCUCGUAAUUGAACACCAGAAAAAUUUUUUUAAGGGCAUAGGUCGAUAGGAAAUUUUUUCUUCUACAAUUUUGGUCCUUUGGCCGGAAUAGAUAUCUCGAACCGUUUAAGAGAUAUCGAGCAUUUGUUUAUGGUCACCCAAAAUACGCUUAGCUUUGAGGACUUUUACAAAAAUGGCGAUAUCUCCGAAACGGUUCGAGAUAUCGAUUAGGGCCAAAGGAC